This is a messenger RNA of Acanthosepion pharaonis, 1533 nucleotides long. NCBI's taxonomy places the organism in Eukaryota, Metazoa, Mollusca, Cephalopoda, Sepiida, Sepiidae. The record is from the annotation of a GenBank genome assembly.
AUGUGUGCAAUUUUUAAAAAAAUUUGUAAUUUGAUUCUUUCAUUUUCUUCUACUUCUUCCUCAUCAAAAUUACUUCGCUCUCGUCUUAUUCUUCAACAAGACUUUUUUUUACUUUCACCUCUCUUCUUUUUGCUACUUUCAAUCAAUCGCUUUCGUCAACAUUACUUUGUCUUCUUUAUCUUACACUUCCGUUUUUCUUCUUCAUCAACGCCUCUUUUUUUCUCUUUCUUUUUUAUUAUUUCACUUCUCUCUCAUUUACACUUUUCUUCUUUGUCGACAUCUCUCUUUUCUUCUUCUUCUUCAUCAACACCUUUUCUUUUUCUUACUAUUUCUCUUCUCUCUAAUUUACACUUCCUCUUCUUCAUCUACACUUCUCCUUCUUCUCCAUCAAAGCCUCGUCUUUUUCUCGUCUUUUUUUUUUAUCUCUAUCUACAUUUCUCUUUUUUGCUUCUUCCUAAUCAACACCUCUUUUUUCUUACUCUCUCUCUUCUCCCCCAUUUCUUACUUUAUCCUUUCUCCCCCAUUUCUUACUCUAUCCCUUCUCCCCUAUUUCUUACUCUAUCCCUUCUCCCCAUUUCUUACUCUAUCUCUUCUCCCCAUUUCUUACUCUAUCCCUUCUCCCCAUUACCUCUAUCUCUUCACCCCAUUUCUUACUCUAUCCCUUCUCCCCUAUUUCUUAGUCUAUCUCUUCUCCCCCUUCUCCCCUCUUUCCCUUAUUUCUAUCUCUAUCUCCCCCUAUUUCUUACUCUAUCUCUUCUCCCCUAUUUGUUACUCUAUCUCUUCUCCCCUAUUUCUUACUAUCUCUUCUUCCCCCUAUUUCUUACUCUAUCUCUUCUCCCCUAUUUGUUACUCUAUCCUUUCUCCCCAUUUGUUACUUUAUCCCUUCCCCCUAUUUCUUACUCUAUCUCUCUUCCCCCCCAUUUCUUUCUCUAUCCCUUCUCCCCAUUUUUUUCUCUCUUCUCCCCAUUUCUUCUCUAUCUCUUAUCCCCCAUUUCUUACUCUAUCUGUCUUCCCCCAUUUCUUACUCUAUCCCUUCUCCCCUAUUUCUUACUCCAUCUCUUCUCCCCUAUUUCUUACUCUAUCUCUUCUCCCCAUUUUUUUAUCCCUUCUCCCCUAUUUCUUACUCUCCCUUCUCCCCAUUUCUUACUCUAUCUCUUCUCCCCCUAUUUCUUACUCUAUCUCUUCUCCCCUAUUUCUUACUAUAUCUCUUUCCCCCAUUUCUUACUCUAUCCCUUCUCCCCUAUUUCUUACUCUAUCCCUUCUCCCCCAUUUCUUACUCUAUCCUUUCUCCCCCAUUUCUUACUUUAUCCCUUCUCCCCUAUUUCUUACUCUAUCUCUUCUCCCCCAUUUCUUACUCUAUCCCUUCUCCCCCAUUUCUUACUCUAUCUCUUCUCCCCCAUUUCUUACUCUAUCUCUUCUCCCCUAUUUCUUACUCUAUCUCUUCUCCCCUAUUUCUUACUCUGUCUCUUCUCCCCCCUCCCAUUUCUUUAUCUCUUCUCACUCAUAUUCACUUUUUCUCCACACUACUUCUAG